GCGGCAUUAGAUUGCAAUCAAUCGAGAAAACAACCAGCUGUGAACCCCACUACGUACUACCCUUACUAUAAGCCAUCCCUUGUGAGGCAUUGUGCCCCAUUCUCCUCCGACUAACCUAAACGGCCCCUCGUGAUAAUAAUAACAAGAAUAAUCCCACCAGAACUUACUCCAGAUUUUGUCGGAGCCGCCUUUGCCUUCAUUGGUCUUUCUCGCUCUUCUCUACCUUCAAUCCCAUCUAUUCUACCCCGCAUAGACUCUUCCUGUCCAAACUGCCGGAGGGGUCUCAAGCCGCUUUCGCACUCGGCUCCUCCUUUCCCUCCCCCGCGCUCCUUCUCCCCUCUUUGCUUCUCUCACCCCCUCCAUCCUCACUGCCGCCCCGAAUGACACAACAGAAAACCAUUGCCGUCGUCAACGCGACGGGUCGCCAGGCCGCCUCUCUUAUCCGAGUCGCCUCCGCCGUCGGCCACCAUGUACGAGCUCAGAUUCAUUCGCUGAAAGGGAUCAUCGCGGAGGAGCUGGAGAGUCUGCCGAACGUCACCCUGUUCCAGGGCCCUUUGCUCGACAAUGUGCCCCUGAUGGACGCGCUCUUUCAAGGAGCCAACCUGGCCUUCAUUAACACAACAUCACAAUCGGGCGAUGAAGUCGCAAUCGGGCGUGCGCUCGCCGAUGCCGCCAAGCGGGCUGGUACCAUUCAACACUACGUCUACAGCAGCAUGCCGGACCACUCAGUCCAUGGGCCAUGGCCUCCAGUGCCUCUGUGGGCGCCGAAGUUCACGGUCGAGAACUACAUUCGACAAUUAGGGCUCCCCGCAACCUUUGUCUACGCCGGAAUCUAUAACAACAACUUCACCAGUCUACCAUACCCUCUUUUCCAGAUGGAACUCAUGCCCGACGGAAGCUUCGAAUGGCAUGCUCCGUUCGACCCGGAUACCCCGUUGCCAUGGUUAGAUGCGGAGCAUGAUGUUGGUCCUGCUCUGCUGCAGAUUUUCAAGGAUGGCCCCAAGAAAUGGCACGGUCACCGGAUUGCCCUGACGUUUGAGACCCUUUCCCCCAAUCAAGUGUGCGCGGCGUUCUCGCGCGCCUUAAAUCGCCCGUGCCACUACGUUCAUGUGCCCAAGGUCGAGAUCAAAGUUGGCAUACCGUCUGGAUACCGAGAACAGCUGGAGGCGAUUGAGGAGGUUUUUGGACGGUGCAACGCGCCUUACUUCCCGCAGCCCGAAUUCUCCCGUCCUGCAGCAGGGUCCCCCAAGGGCUUGGGCCCGGCCAAUGGCAAAGGUGCCGGCGCCGGCAUGAUGCAGGGUCCCGGAGGGGUCAUAUCGCAGAGAGUCACCGACGAGGCUCGGCAUCUGUGGGAGGGCUGGCGAGAUAUGGAAGAAUAUGCGCGUGAGGUCUUUCCGGUCGAAGAAGAGGCCAACGGGUUGGACUGGAUGCUGUAGCCGGAAGAUUCUCGGCCAUUUUACUCUCCAAACCGAUUUGGGUCAAGUCGCACGGAUUCUGCAACUUUCUGACGCUAUCGGCGUAUGGCACGCUUGGUCCGAUGUAGGCCGCAUGCCCCUUUCUCACUCCUCUCCUCCUUCUGUCUUACUCAUUCAUCUACCACCCCUUGUC
This is a messenger RNA of Aspergillus alliaceus, 1608 nucleotides long. RefSeq names its product NmrA family NAD(P)-binding protein. The record is from RefSeq and is a predicted model, not a curated record. The transcript is spliced from 2 exons. The coding region runs from base 381 to 1436 and encodes 351 amino acids. Lineage: Eukaryota; Fungi; Ascomycota; Eurotiomycetes; Eurotiales; Aspergillaceae.